CGUUACAAGCUUGGAUACAAAUUGAUCCUUUCAGCGACCUUGAUUAGUGUCGCGACCCUUCCCUAAUUUCGCCGCGUCGCGCUUUUCCCCAAGGGAUCAAAUACAGCCUUCUAGGUGGUGUCGCAUAGACACUCGAAGCUUGAAGCAUGGCUACAACAACCUCCCAGAGGCCUACUAAUGGAGACUCAGUGCCUCCCCAACCCAUAUCUUCCAAUGGUGUGCUACGCGCACCAUCACACGGACGGCAGCAGCCUUACAGCAUGAAACCUACCGCAAUGAAUUACGAAAACGACAGUGAUCAGACUUACGGAACCCUCGAUAUCCCACGCACUCGAUCAGUUUCCUACCGGAAUAACCCGACUGUAGUUCGUGGUCAUCAAGCUUCUCGCUCGUUCUCUGCAAGGACCAAGGACUUGUCCCACGAAGGGCAUCCGAGCUGGAUGGAUAAACCACUCCCACCAGAGCCAUACGCCUCAGUUGAUGAAUUCGCUACCUCACGAGGCAGUAGGGGCGGUUCCAGGCAUUCAAUCUCGAGUUCAGUAAAGCGAGAUGAUUCUCAUGUACCGCCAUCGCCUUCACAUAGUCAGCCAUCGCCAUUGAGUCGCUCUAACACCGUACGCUCUACAGCCGAGCAACGGCAUGAUUGGGCGGCAGAUCGGUCGCCUCUUCAAAAGCUGGAGGUGGCCCUGGGCGGGAUUAGCAAAGAGGAGAAACGAGCACGGGCUUUAGAAGCUGAGAUGAAAUUGAAAGAACGGAUGGCGCGUCAACAAAGUGAAAGCGACGGUCGCGCGCCUGCUCCUGUACAGUCUCAUCAAGGAACUGUGCCACGAGACACUUCGAGCCCAUUAACCGAGGUCUCUGAACGGACAGAGCAUGAGCAGCCAGCUAUAUCACACCAACGUCCGACUCAAGUUCCUUCGGACAGGGCGAUUCUCACUCGCGCUCGAGCUCCCUCGGCACAACAUCCUAAACCAUUGCCUGCCAAAGUGCCGCAACAGGCAAGGGGUCAUCCCCCGACUAUGGGCGCUGUCAGGACAGGUAGUGCUCCCAGGCGAUCCGUGUCUGUGAGCCAUCAAGCAGGAAGUGAUCGUAUGGGCUCGCAGCCAAUGAACCCGGCCAUGCCGCGAGAUCAUAGUGCCCCUUUCACUACCGCUACUUCCCAGACCCGCCAGCCUCCCGGCCGUCCUCGAAUGACUGGGCAAGGCCAACAUAAUACCGAACCAGCGAGACAAGCGCCGUAUCUGAGUCCUGCGGCAUCACAACCCAGACCAGGGCCACAAGCUGUUAGAAGGGAAGAACUACCCGCGGCGGCCAUUGCCCCCCAGCAAGCGGACCUGAGUGCUCACUCUGCUAAAACUGGGUUUACCCCUAGCGCUGCACCUGCAAACUCCGACUCAAGUCGCGAGCUAGGUGGAAAUGCUACAGUGACUUCUCAAAGCCUCGAGAGUGAGCCCACGUCGCACCCUAAGCCCAAACGACAGACUGUCUCGUUCAACGUCCCGCCACCAACGCCUCCACCUUUGUCUGAGUGGAGAACAGCACCGGUGGCAAGGCUGGGUGCUUCCGACUUUGACUAUCAGAAUUUCGACAUGGAUAGAAGUAAGGCAUGGUGGGAAGGCGGUGGAACUAACCGUAGAAAGAGUCGGGCUUUGCCAAUUAACUACCAGAAGACCGCAAACCCAAAGCCAAUGUUGAAUAAGCGCUUUCAGCCACAGCUAUUUCUGAAAUGCGGCCCUUUGCUUCGUUACGGAGGGCUGAAGCGGGUACGAAUCGAUGGGCCGAAUGGACCGUUCGACAAGGAAACGUGGAGAGGGAGUGUGUUGAUUGUGACAAGGGAUUCGCUUUCCUCGUAUGAUCCACCGCCUACCCUAAGGUUAUUUCCUCAACCAAUGGAUCUCCUUCCUCCUCCUCCAACCGAAGUGAAUGGAGAGGAUGCUAAGUUGGCUCCUGAAUAUAUUGACCCGACAGCUGGACUCAUGAAAUUUGGACGAGAUGGCCGACCCCUCUAUGUUAAACCGGUGGAUCAUACAGAAGAGGAGGUGGAUCUCUCAUUCAUUGAGAACGAUGACGGCAUUUAUGAGCAGUCCCCCAGCAUCAUUGACUACAGCAACGAGGGUGUUAAACAACCGAUCCCAGCUAACAGAGUACAUUCGAUGGACGGAGAAACCGCUGGGUUCUACAAAGAAAUUGCAGGUGCCCGCCUCUAUGCCGACCCAGGAAGAGAUGUUACUUUCUGGAGAUUCAAUUUGGAGAUCGAAUUAGGACAAACGCAGCAGCGAAUCGCGUAUCGCCUCAAUCAGGGACCAGCUUUGGGAUUCUGGGUGCCAGCAAGAGGACAAUCGAUGAAUAUAAUGUAUCACACGUGCAAUGGCUUUAGUCCAGGUGUCGACUCUAACAAACUGUGUGGGCCAGACCCUUUAUGGCGAGACGUGCUCAAUGAGCACCAGACUCGCCCAUUCCAUCUCAUGAUUGGUGGAGGGGACCAGAUAUUCAAUGACAAGAUCACAGCGGAGUCACCCUAUUUCCAAGAAUGGGUCAAGAUAAAGGAUGUCCAUGAGAAGUAUGACGCGCCACUCCACAUGGAAUUCAAAGCAGAAUUAGAAAACGCCUUCCUUGAACACUAUUCACGAUGGUUUUCACAAGGGCUUUACUCCUUAGCGAACUCACAGAUACCCAUGGUCAACAUCUGGAAUGAUCAUGAGAUCCUCGAAGGCUUCGGUUCUUACCCGCAUGAGUUCAUGAGCACGCCUGUAAUCUCAGGGCUGGGAAACAUCGCAUUCAAAUACUAUCUGUUAUUCCAGCACCACAGCGUCCCGGAAGAGACUGACGCAGAUGAACCUAGCUGGAUGCUUGGCGCUUACCCAGGACCGUAUAUCAACCAACGAAGCCGACAUUUGUUCAUGUCUCUGGGCGGUGGCGUGGCUUUACUUGGACUGGACUGCCGGACUGAACGGAUGAAUGAUGAGAUCCUUAGCGAACAGACAUGUGAUAUAAUCUGGGACCGAUGUCAUAGUGAAAUUGUUCGGGGAGAGACAAAGCACUUGUUAGUGUUGCUGAGCAUUCCAAUUGCGUAUCCUAGGGUGGCGAUGGUGAAGAAUAUCUUAAACAGCCGGAAGUCGCUCGGGAAGGCGGGCCUAUUUGGUGGUUUUGUGAAUAAGAGCGGCAGCAAGGUCGAGAUCUUCGAUGACCACUGGACAGCUAAACACCAUAAGUCCGAGCGCAAGUACUUGAUCGAAGAUCUCCAGGACUUAGCAGCAGACAAAUCCGUCCGUAUAACCAUUUUGAGUGGCGAUGUGCAUUUGGCCGCAAUUGGCGAAUUCUACUCAAAUCCGAGAUUAAACCUGCCCAAAGACAAAGACUAUCGUUACAUGCCGAACGUUAUCUCCUCAGCGAUCGCAGACAUGCCAGAGACGGUGAUGGUCUCGGACACGCUCAACAAACGCAAUCAUAUCCAUCAUCUGGACACCAAUACCGACGAAGAUAUGAUCCCUAUAUUCAUGAACGAUGUGAAUAAUAAGCCACGGAAUAACAAGCGGUUGCUACCACGCCGAGCUUGGUGCUCCAUCCGUGCAUAUCAACCGGGUUUUACCCCACAAGGAACACCGGGGCCUGAAUCGCCGCCGCUGCCAGUGGAGGAACCCCGACCAGGCAAGUUGCAAAGGACAUUGUCCUUAACGCGCGGGGACAGACCCCAGAGUAGCGGUGGUCUUCUGCGUCGACUUUCGUUGCGUGGACGACCACCGACCAAGGACUUUAAUCUUGGAGGAAACCCGGCUGGGCGGCGCAUGAGUAUGGAUGGUCCAUUUCCGCCCGCGGAGACAGGCGAUAGCUACUUUCCACCACCACCUUCGGAAUUCCGCCCGGGACCUUUCCUUCGGCGACCUACGAAUCUGAGCCGGAAGGCAUCUAAAAAGGCCGCAAAGCAGGCAGACGAUGGUGUUGGCGCCUAUGUCAAUUUAGAAGGGGGGUUGGCCGUUACCUUGAAUUUGGAGUUGAACCCGAAAGAUCCAUCGGGUAUUACGAUCCCAUACAAGUUACUCGUACCGAUGUUGCGGUAUGAAGGGAAUGAGUACGACCCUCCCCCGGAACCAGUGACCAAAGGCUGGAAGCGGUGGCUGAGUGUACGGAAGAAGAAGCGGGAAAAGCAGCAUGUGGAGGACACCGACGUAGAAGAUGGAUUUAGCGAUGAGGGGGAGGUGGAUGAGUAUGAUCGCUACGAGAACGAUGCGCCUCCCGAGACACUAGUCCCGGUAGCUAGUCCAGGUGGACCAGAGCAUGGUGGUGUUGCCGAAACGUCGAGGCGAAAGAAGUGGUUUGGCCGAGGAGCUACUUGAUCGGAUCUAAUGGGAUCUUGAUCUGAUAUGAUUGUGAUGAUUGAUGAUGGUGAUGGUGAUGAUGAUGAUGAUGAUGAUGACUGACCAUGACGAUUAUGAAUGUAAGAUCUACGUACUUGAUAGUAUUAUUAUAUUAUUUCUAAGCGU
Aspergillus alliaceus is the source of this 4481-nucleotide messenger RNA. RefSeq lists its product as uncharacterized. The coding region runs from base 147 to 4334 and encodes 1395 amino acids. NCBI's taxonomy places the organism in Eukaryota, Fungi, Ascomycota, Eurotiomycetes, Eurotiales, Aspergillaceae. The record is from RefSeq and is a predicted model, not a curated record. The transcript has 6 exons. Gene Ontology annotation, cellular component: membrane.